Salvelinus fontinalis (brook trout) is the source of this 5738-nucleotide messenger RNA. RefSeq names its product actin-binding protein WASF3-like. NCBI's taxonomy places the organism in Eukaryota, Metazoa, Chordata, Actinopteri, Salmoniformes, Salmonidae. The transcript has 9 exons. Bases 528 to 2081 code for a protein of 517 amino acids. Gene Ontology annotation, molecular function: actin binding; protein kinase A regulatory subunit binding; Arp2/3 complex binding. The record is from RefSeq and is a predicted model, not a curated record. Gene Ontology annotation, cellular component: cytoskeleton. Gene Ontology annotation, biological process: positive regulation of Arp2/3 complex-mediated actin nucleation; actin cytoskeleton organization.
UCCCACAGAUUCCACAGCAUAGCGCUCUAUGCACAGUACUGCCCCUCACCCUGAUGCAUGGAAACAUGCGAUUAUUACAUAGACAAGCCUAUGCAUAUUGGAUGAAGCCACAUUGUCACAGCUAGGUCAUUCUAUUCAUGCGUCUAUUUUUGGGGGAUGUAAUUUUUGUGUCCUAAAUUGUUUGUUUUUUUGUUCUGGGGGUUCGGGGCAUCUUUGAAACACUGGGUGGUGUUAGCCCAUACACGCAUGCGCAGUGGUUUCGUUGCCGCAGAGUGUUCUUCGAGGAAAGCCGACGCUGCCAAGGAAACACAUGCAGGCAUAGGGAAUCCAGAUUUCAGCAUCGUCCUCCAUUCCCUUCACGUCGACAAUGCAUCGAUAAUGAUGGUAGCGCGCAGCAAUGCCUUCGAUCUAUUCCAUGCGUGAUGUCUUAAUAGCUGCCAAAUAAUACAGCCAAAGAGUGGAGCUAAAACAAGGUUAAGAAAAACAGUCAGUGGUGAGUGUGUGACUGUGUGUCGGGCGCAGCCGCCAUGCCGCUGGUUAAAAGAUGCAUCGAGCCCAGGCAUCUGUGUCGUGGAGCCGUGCCGGACGGGGUCACCAGCGAGCUGGAGUGUGUCACUAACAGCACCCUGGCAGCCAUCAUCAAACAGCUGGGGGGCCUGAGCCGACAUGCAGAGGACAUUUUUGGAGAGCUGUUCAAUGAGGCCAACAGCUUCUACAUGAGAAUGAACAGCCUCCAAGAGAGAGUGGACCUGCUGGCGGUCAAAGUCACCCAGCUGGACUCCACUGUGGAGGAGGUUUCGCUGCAGGACAUCAACAUGAGGAAGGCCUUCAAGAGCUCCACCAUCCAAGACCAGCAGGUGGUGUCCAGGAACUCCAUCCUCAACCCUGUCAUGGAGAUGUACCAUCGCUGUGACAAACCUCCACCCCUCAACAUCCUUAGCCCCUACAGGGAUGACAACAAGGAUGGUCUGAAGUUCUACACAGACCCGUCCUACUUCUUUAAUCUGUGGAAGGAGAAGAUGAUCCAAGCAACAGAAAACAAGCGGAAGGAGAAGAGGCGGCAGAAGGCUGGUGACAAGGAGCAGAAACAGGUGGAGGACCCCAGCCGGGAGGUGAAGAAGGUGAGGAAAGCCCGUAACCGUCGUCAGGAGUGGAACAUGAUGGCAUACGACAAGGAGUUCCGCCCAGAAAACCGCCUCACGCCUUCACCCUACCAUGGCAUGUCCUCUGAGGGAUCUCUCUCUCCAGACAGGUCUGGUAUGUCUGAUGAGCUGUCCUACCCUGCCAGCCCUAACCACCCACCCCAAGAGGGAGCUGUCUUGGGUCCUGAUGGGAAGGAGCACCUCACAGGCCCCAACCAGACCCAGUCUCUGGACCGGGCCUACCGACCCCCUACUGCCGGCACCGCUGCAGCCCAAGCCCGCCAGCACUCCCUGGGCCGCGUGCAGCCCAACCAAGGACCCACACCCACAGAUCCCUCCCUAAACGGACCCCGGCCUGCAGCUGCCAAAGAGGCUAGCGGUCACCAGAUGCCAGAGCACUUUAUCCCUCCGGCCCCACCCCCACCUCCUCCCCUCAUCCCCUCAGCCCAGACGGCCUUCGACAGCACAGCAGGGCCUCCCACCCUGGCCCCUGCAGGUCUCCCCACCCUGGCCCCUGGCACCAUGGCCGCCCUGUCCCGCCCAUACAGCCCCUCACCCCCUCCACCCCCACCCGGCAGCUACUUCCCCUCUCCAUCCCACCCUGUCACUGGGGGACCCCCUGUUGCCCCUCCUCCACCCCCACCUGGUGGCCCCCCAACAUUCGCUCCCUCCCCAGCCCAUGCCAUGCACCCCUCUGGGAGCACACUGCCAAGAAAGGGCAAGGUGCUAGGCAUCCCGAUAAGCGACGCACGCAGCGACCUGCUGUCAGCCAUCCGCAGAGGCAUCCAGCUGAGGAAGGUGCAGGAGCAGCGUGAGCAGGAAGCAAAGAAGGAGCCAGUAGGGAAUGACGUGGCCACCAUCCUGUCCCGACGCAUCGCGGUGGAGUACAGCGAAUCAGAUGAGGACUCGGAGCCUGAGGAGAACGAGUGGUCAGACUGAGGCGGAGAGGAGAGGGUGGGGAAGAGCAGAGGGCUAGGACUUACUGUACUCACCGACAUACUGCUGCUAUUCCAAUACCAGGACACACACACACAGCAUACUACAUCUCGAUUGACCUCUUGUUAGGGAAAGUAGAUGAGACACUUACACAGUAUGACAGUAUCCAUUAACUAGUCAGAUACUGUAUGGGGAAAGGAGGGGAAGGAGAGGAGGGGAAAGGAGGAAGCCACAGUGGGUCUGGGGGGAUCUGUUGGAACCAUGCACAGCAAGCUUAUACGUACAUACAGUGCAUUUGGAAAGUACUCAGACCCCUUGAGUUUUUCCACAUUUUGUUACGUUACAGCCUUAUUCUAAAAUUGAUUAAAUUGUUUUCCCCCUCAUCAAUCUACACACAAUACCCAUAAUGACAAAGCAAAACUGUUUUUUAGAAUUGUUCACAAAAAUUAAUAAUACAUUUAAAAAUUAAAAACCAUUUACAUAAGUAUUCAGACCCUUUACUCAGUACUUUGUUGAAGCACCAUUGGCAGCGAUUACAACCUCGAGUCUUCUUGGGUAUGACGCUACAAGCAUAGCACACCUGUAUUCGGGUAAUUUCUCCCAUUCUUCUCCCAUUCUUCUCUGCAGAUCCUCUUAAGGUCUGCCAGGUUGGAUGGAGAGCGUCGCUGCCCAGCUACUUUCAGGUCUCUCCAGAGAUGUUUGAUCGGGUUUAAGUCCAGGCUCUGGCUGGGCCACUCAAGGACAUUCAGAGACUUGUCCCGAAGCCACUCCUGCGUUGUCUUGGCUGUGUGCUUAGGGUUGUUGUCCUGUUCAUCAAGAAUCUCUCUGUACUUUUCUUCAUUCAUCUUUCUCUCGAUCCUGACUAGUCUCCCAGUCCCUGCCACUAAAAAACGUCCCCACAGCAUGAUGCUGCCACCACCCUGCUUCAACUUGGCAUCCAAGUUCAAUCUUAGUUUCAUAAGACCAGAGAUUCUUGUUUCUCAUGGUCUGAGAGUCCUUUAGGGGCCUUUUGGCAAACUACAAGUGGGCUGUCAUGUGCCUUUUACUGAGGAGUGGCUUCCGUCUGGCCCCUCUACCAUAAAGGCCUGAUUGGUGGAGUGCUGCAGAGAUGGUUGUCCUUCUGGAAGGGUCGCCCAUCUCCACAGAAGAACUCUGGGGCUCUGUCAGAGUGACUAUCGGCUUCUUGGUCACCUCCCUGACCAAGGCCCUUCUCCCCCGAUUGCUCAGUUUGCCCGGGAGGCCAGCUCUAGGAAGGGUCUUGGUGGUUCCAAACUUCUUCCAUAUACGAAUGAUGGAGGCCACUGUGUUCUAUGGGACCUUCAAUGCUGCAGAAAUGUUUUGGUACACUUUCCUAGCUCUGUGCCUCGACACAAUCCUGUCUCUGAGCUCUAUGGACAAUUCCUUCAACCUCAUGGCUUGGUUUUUGCUCUGGCAUGCUCUGUCGACUGUGGGACCUUAUAUAGACAGCUGUCUGCCUUUCUAAAUAAUGUCCAAUCAACUGAAUUUACCACAGGUGGACUCCAAUCAAGUUGUAGAAACAUCUUAAUUAAGGGGCGGCAGGUAGCCUAAUGGUUAAAGCAUUGGAAUUGUAACCGAAAGGUUGUAAGAUCGAAUCCCCGAGCUGACAAGGUAAAAAUCUGUCAUUCUGCCCCUGGACAAGGCAAUUAACCCACUGUUCCUAAGCCGUCGUUGUAAAUAAGAAUUUGUUCUUAACUGACUUGCCUAGUUCAAUAAAGGUUAAAUAGAAAAUAAAUAAAAAGGAUGAUCAGUGGAAACAGGAUGCACCUGAGGUCAAUUUCAAGUCUCAUAGCAAAGGGUCUGAAUACUUAUGUUAAUAGAGUAUUUCUGUUUUUUAUUUGGAAAAAAUUUGCUAAAAAUCUGUUUUUGCUUUGUCAUUAUGGGGUAUUGUGAGUAAAUUGAUGAUGAUUUUUAUUUUAUUUGAUCUAUUUUAGAAUAAGGCUGUAACGUAUCAAAAUGUGGAAAAAGUCAAGGGGUCUGAAAACAUCCCGAAUGCACUGGGUAAAAGGCCAAUAUCGCCGAUAGUAAUAAUAAUUUUUGACAUUUCUAUAGCGCUUUUCAUAAUCCCCAAGCGCUUCAAAAGCAAAAAACAAACAAGCAAUACAUCAUCAUGAGUAGCCUAGCUAUAGUUAGCUUGGUCAACCAAUACAUCAUCAUGAGUAGCCUAGCUAUAGUUAGCUUGGUCAUCCAAUACAUCAUCAUGAGUAGCCUAGCUAUAGUUAGCUUGGUCAACCAAUACAUCAUCAUGAGUAGCCUAGCUAUAGUUAGCUAGGUCAACCAAUACAUCAUCAUGAGUAACCUAGCUAUAGUUAGCUUGGUCAACCAAUACGUCAUCAUGAGUAGCCUAGCUAUAGUUAGCUAGGUCAACCAAUACAUCAUCAUGAGUAGCCUAGCUAUAGUUAGCUUGGUCAACCAAUACAUCAUCAUGACUAGCCUAGCUAUAGUUAGCUUGGUCAACCAAUACAUCAUCAUGACUAGCCUAGCUAUAGUUAGCUUGGUCAACCAAUACGUCAUCAUGAGUAGCCUAGCUAUAGUUAGCUUGGGGUCUGAAUACUUUCUGAAGGCACUGUAUAUGAUUAUAAUAUAAUACACAAGGUCCAGUAUAAAGGUGUUUAUUUCAUGAGUCAUGAUAUUGUAGUUUGAAUAUUAUUUGUGGUUUCAGUUGCAUAUCUUCCACCUGUAAAUGAGUCAGACAAAAACCACAAUGUUGUUUUCAAGGUGAAGAGGCCAAGGCAUUCUUUUAACUAGUCUGAUCUGUAGCUUAAUGCACUUAAAUAUUUGUCUAUUGAAAAGUAUUUAGUGUUCUGUUCUUGUUCUACUGUGCAUAUGAAGAAGAUGCCACGUCAAGUGUAUAUCAGGUUGGUUGAUACUUUUGGACACAUGGGACUGUAGUCGUAACUGUGUCAUCAACACAACUUCUCGUGAUCUGAGGGACGUCCCUUUGUUUUACUUGUCUACAGUGUUGUGGUUAAGUAUUGAUACCCUAAUUGGCAGUGUGUAACAUAAUUUGUCGUUUUUGGUGAACAUAAUUUGCUGAAGAUUUGCUGGUUGACUAACGACUACCGUGUCUGUGUGUGUGCCUUGCUGUUCAUUUAUUUUCUGACUCUUUUUAAUGUUGAAGGCCUGACGAGAUAGUCCUGAAUUAUAUAUUUUUUAUUUUACCCAUAUUUUACCAGGUAAGUUGACUGAGAACACAUUAUCAUUUACAGCAACGACCUGGGGAAUAGUUACAGGGGAGAGGAGGGGGAUGAAUGAGCCAAUUGUAAACUGGGGAUUAUUAGGUGGCCAUGAUGGUAUGAGGGCCAGAUUGGGAAUUUAGUUUGGGAAAUAGAUAGUCCUGAAGAGGUAGUGGUUGAUUUUUGGUGUGCUUGUCGUCCAGUUUGACUAAUGUCCUGCUAGAGCAGACGAGAGAGGAGGGGCAUAGCAAUGUUUCAGACAUACUGGUCCUAUGUUCUAUCAAGUCAUAUGUUUAUAUUACUACUAAUGUGUUUUACAAUUCAUUGUUGUAUAGAUUUUUGUAGCACUGCUUGUAAAAUGAAUUUGGGUAUCUAGAUAUGAAAUGACUAUCACAUUGAUCAAACCUAGUAACAAUAGUGCACGUAUGAGUAGCUAAUAAAAUGAAAUAAGUGUUAUGAUACCUUA